Molecule: messenger RNA, 1020 nt
Organism: Xenopus laevis (African clawed frog)
Lineage: Eukaryota; Metazoa; Chordata; Amphibia; Anura; Pipidae
Product: C-reactive protein-like
Exons: 3
Coding region: 125-814 (229 amino acids)
Source: RefSeq, a predicted model, not a curated record
GAGCACAGAUCAUCAUCGGGAGCAUCUGGUUUCCAUACACUGGACUCUGGGAUCCCAACAAGGCUACAGCUCUUCCUCGCUCAUCAUCCUGCUCAUCAAACUCAACGGAGAAUAUACCAGGAACAUGGAGGUGCGAGUCCUCUGCUUUUUACUCUUUGUAGGAUCCAUGGCAAAAGAAGAUAUGGAGAGAAAGGUGUUCAUCUUUCCCAGACAAUCUAUUUCAGAUUAUGUGGAGUUGACUCCACAGUUGACUGAGCCUUUGGACAAACUCACCGUCUGCUUGAGGACCUACACAGAUCUAAGCAAAAGCCAUGCUCUUUUUAGCUUGGACUUACCAGAGUCAUGGGACCGCCACAUGUUUGACAUCUUCCAGGCCCCAAUAGAUUAUACGAGACCCACACCAUUCCAUGCCUUCUUUGUCUAUAUAAAUAAUUCUCUGGCAUACAGUAAUGCACAGGCAGAAGUCCUGCACUGGAGGCACAGUUGUGUGACCUGGGACUCUGACACCGGAGUUCUACAGCUUUGGGUUAAUGGAAAAGUCUACCCUCAAAGAGUACUUCAGAAAGGCUCUUCUAUUGAUCUCCAAAAAGGCAUUUCCCUGGGUCAGAUGAGGAGAAAUUAUGGGACUGGGUGGGAGCCAGAGUCUUCAUUUCAAGGAGAAAUAAGUGAUGUCCACAUGUGGAAUGAGGUUUUGCCUCCUGAGACCAUAAGGCAGGUUCUGAUAAAUAAUAGGUACAUCAAUGGGAAUGUCAUUAGCUGGAGGUCUCUGAAUUACACUCUUAAUGGAGAUGUGAUUGUCCAACCCAAAGUCUAAUGUCGAAAUGGCAGUGAAUCAUCUCACUCUUACAGUCAUUGCUAAUAGAGAAUAUCAGAGUAACCCAUGUGAGUUGAAAUAUAAUGAGAUUGUGUUGUUGUUAUAGUGAAGCGCACACUAGUGUCUAAUGUGAAAAAAUAGGGUUUUUAUUAAAAAUGUAUUCUGUUAAGAAGAUAUCUGUAAUUAAAAGUACUUUUACAUCUGAA